This is a messenger RNA of Anneissia japonica, 17253 nucleotides long. Its product is annotated as E3 ubiquitin-protein ligase MYCBP2-like. Gene Ontology annotation, cellular component: nucleus. The record is from RefSeq and is a predicted model, not a curated record. The coding region runs from base 253 to 13638 and encodes 4461 amino acids. Lineage: Eukaryota; Metazoa; Echinodermata; Crinoidea; Comatulida; Comatulidae. The transcript has 70 exons.
GCAACAGAUAUUUGCGUUCUAUUAAUUGACUAGCGUUUUGCAAGAGAAACCUGGAAAAAAUCCGUUUUGCAAAACAGUUGAUCAGCCAAAACUAAUGUUUACUCUUUCACUAAAUUCCGACGAUCGAGAUAUAAGACUGUUCGCUGAAUUUAAGGAAAAUUGUAACUUAGUACACGUUUUCUGUGUGUGAAUGACUUCAGGUUUGGAAGCUAGGCCGAAGGCCAGGCGACAUUCUACGACAAUUAGGCUAGCAUGUCUCUUGAAUCGUCGAACAUCGACCAUCGGGAAAGUGACUUCCUGGUUGGGGAUCCAAUGGGCCUGAAAUUUUACAAUCUAUUUUCUGUGAAAGACAAAGAAGAUACAGAUAAAAAAAAGAGUUCCGUGAAAAAGAAGACAAAGAAAAAGAGUAAAAAAGGUGUAAAGGAAAAAGCGGAAUGUUCCUUGGACAAUAGUAAUCUGCAGGCACCGCUCGUCGAACUACAGAGCAAUCCAUCAGCUUUUAAUGUAUACGCAGCGGUCCGACAGUGCCUUCUCAAACGUGAAGUUCAGGAACGGGCAAUUGCUCUAAGUAACAUCAGCGAGAAGCAAGAAGACGAGGAUGAGGAUGCUGAAAUAACAGAUGAGCUGAUGAAACUACCAAAGAUUGUAGGAAUAGGCCUACGGAGUAUGUUUGAGCUUGUGCGGGAAACCUAUAGAACUCACCCACACCUGUGCUUUCGGGCGAUGGAAGCUCUUCUAGAUAUGUUGCAAGGACAAACACCGGAGGGCCUAUCAAAAGAACCACCAGAAGUAAUGGACUCACUGUUCCAACUGCUUCUACAGUUGUCCACUAGUCCAUGUAGCCCCGACACACCAGCUAGACGGGCUAAAGAACUGCUCUCGCUUAGCACAUCAUGUCUGUUGAGUAUGGUGAUAGCCCGUGGCGACACGGGCAAGUUGUUGUCGGCAGUAUCAGCAAUACUUAUGAGCCCGCACCACAUGACUGGUAAUCAGAUGAAGAUUCCAGCAAUUGUUUCUAACCUCCAACGUAGCUUACAGUCGGUAUUAAUUGGUAGCAUAUGUCAGCCGGACUGGGAGACUGACGGUGUCACGGACCAAUCACAAGUGGAGAAAUGGAAAAUACAUGGUAUCAGAAGCAGUACGCAACCUGCGACAAUAGCUACUGACGGUGCUUUUAUGUACAUUCACAAUAAUGAUGGACUUUACAGAGUGGGCACUGGAUAUGCGGGCACUAUUAGGGGUCAUAUUUACCAUCAAAAUCCUGAGUUUUCUAAAGACCACCCAGGGUGGCUUGGAGUGGUUAAUGGCCGGCUCUUGUUCUGUUCACGUGAAAAACCUGGACAAGUCAGGCAUAUUCAAUCAGAGAAACUAGUAGAAGACCAAACCUCACCUUUACCCAUCCCAGGUAACUCUGUCCCAGCUGUUAUGUUCAGUGAUGGUGAGCAGAUUGGUUCUGUAACAGCAACAGACCAGGACACAUUCCGGAUUCAAACUUGGCAUCCCUCCAACAUGGGUCAACAAAAGGGAAGUGAUUUGUACGUGAAACUUGCCAGAAAAAGCACAGAAGUCUACGGCCCACCACUUACAGACCAAGCCAAAGACAAAACAAAACAUAUACUUGAUCUAGGAGCAGACAUUGAUUGCUUAGAAAUAACAGCUGGCAAAGAUUUCGCCUUUGCACGCACCAAUGCUGGAAAGGUAAUGUUUGCUGGCAAAGCUCAUAGCCUGGGCAUGAAACGGGAGGGGCAAGGGGCAACCAAGUGGACACCCCUCACGAUACAGAAGUCACCCAAGAUUGUCCAGUGUGCCGUUGGACAUGAGGGCCACCAUGCCCUCAUGGUAGCCGAUGAUGGCGCUGUUUAUUUCACUGGGCUCGCAAGACGGGGAGAAGACGGAGAUCAAGUGAAAGGACAGAGGAACGCCAAACCAAACAAACCUAAGAAAGUGCUCAAAAUGGAUGGAAAGCAUACGGUAUUUGCGGCAUGUAACAGCGGCAGCAGUGCUAUGGUGACUAAAGAGGGCGAGCUUUACAUGUUCGGCAAAGAUACUCAAGAAGUUGAUUCAAACACAGGGUUGGUAACAGAAUUAAAAGAUACACCUGUGCUACAGGUGGCUCUAGGAAAACAGCACACCUGUAUCCUGACCAAGGCAGGGGUCGUCUGGACAUCUGGUAUUAAUAAAAGAGGUCAGUGUGGCCGAGGCCCUCCACCUGGUCAAGCUAGUAAAGAAGGUGCUGUAGUUUUACCUGCCGAAGAGGAAGUGGAAGAGGAGGAAGUUGAUAAGGACGAUGAACCGAUGUGUGACCAUGAGUGGAAGCAUGAACAAUGCAUGAUAUGUACAAUUUGUAAUGAGUGUACUGGCUACGGUGCUAACUGCAUCAAUACUAUAAAUGCAGAACGCAACCCCGGAAUGUUAUGUGGUUGUGGGUCAGGUGAUUCUGGCUGUAGUAAGUGCGGCAGUUGCAGGAGCUGCGCUGGUGAGGGCAAAGGUCAGUUACGAGGGGCAAUGUUCCAGAACAUAAUCCGACACAAGAACAUCUCCGACAGAGACCUACUGGCGCAACUGCAACAAGUGUUCUUCAAGAAGGAAAAAAAGAGUCGCUUGUUGGAUAAAUUAUUACAUGAAUCAAAGGCUUUUGAUGAGGGCAGUAUAAGCGGUGAUGACCGAGAAGGUGAGAAGGAGAUCAGUCAACCGAACGUUCUAACGCUCGCAGAGAUUUUAAUCAAUGACAACAAGGUACCAGCAGUACAGGUGGUUUGUGGGUCGUACCAUUCAGUUGUACUACUCAGUAAUGGAGAUGUGUAUGCUUUUGGAAUGGGCAACCAUGGACAACUGGGGCAAGGAGACACUGAAAACAGGUAUAGUGCAUGUAGAGUGCCCGUCAACGAGCCAAUCAUCCAGGUAGCAGCUGGCAACCAUCACACAGUGCUACUCGCUAGCUCAGGAUGUGUGUACACAUUUGGCCAAUUCCAGAAGGGUCAACUCGGCAGGCCUGUGAACGAAGACAAGAAUGAUCAAGAUGCUGUGUCUCACCUCGUACCGGGCCGGGUACCUGACCUUGGCCCAGAGCAUGGUAGGAAAGGUAACUGGGUACAAGCAAGCGGGGAUAGAACGUUUGUGAAAGUGGAUGAGUCGUUGAUUGGGGCUAACACACUAGAAAAGUCACUGGUCUUUGCUACAUUUGAUACUAUAGGAAUAAUUCCCAAGGAUGAGUCUUCGGGAGUCAAGUGUAUGAUGGUCAACCGCUCGGAAGGUCAGUGUCGUAGCUUCUCUGAGGUCAACAGUAUUAACCAGUAUGCUGAUUGUGUCACUUUUGACCCUAUCUACAACAUUCUAUGGAGCUACAAUACCGAGAGGUGUGAGGUGGUAUCAUACAGUGCAAUCAAGCCCAGGAUCCGCGUGCUCGUAUCCCAGCCUGAUCACACACUGUCAGUCUUCAGUCCUGAGCUAGCUCUUCCAAGCACCAACCAAGGGAAGGUUACAAGUUCCCAGUGUGCCCUCUACAUCCUUGCCAGCCUAGAUACUUUAACAGCUUCACAGCUUGAGGGCUGGAGUGUGGUUGAGGGCCUGGAGAACCAAGCUACAAAACCAUCAAAAUCAUUCACUAAGGAUGACUUUAAUGUAGUGCAACGGUUUGAAGCUUACGGAGGUGGGUGGGGUUACUCCGGUCACUCUAUUGAGGCUCUAAGGGUCAGUGUUGACACCAACGUAGAGCUUGGUGGGCUCGGUUUAUUUGGUGGACGUGGGGAGUACACAGCAAAAAUUGCGAUUUAUGACCUGGGGCCCUCUAGUGAUUAUGAAGGUGAGGGGGAAUUAUUAGCUGAGAGUGAUGACAUUAUUUAUGAAUGCGGAACCAAGGAGAAAUUUCCAGUUUUAUUCGAUGAACCUGUUCCUCUUACAUCUGGUCAUUGGUACACAAUCACUGCUAAAAUUAGCGGUCCAAGCAGUGACUGUGGGUCAAGCGGUCAAGCCUCGGUAACCACUGAAGAUCAAGUGGUAUUUACAUUUAAGAGUUCUAAAAAGACAAAUAAUGGUACCGAUGUCAAUGCAGGUCAGAUUCCCCAGGUGUUGUACAGACUUUGCCAGCAAGACUCGGGGCUAAGUCGUAGAGAGACACAGUUAGAGAAUGUACAUAUACUUAAUAGGGCUUUCAGCAGUACAGUCACACCAGAAGCGUUUGAUUCACUUACCAAACUACUGGAAUGGAGUCUGAAAACCUUCAGAGAUGUUGCCAAGGAAACCACAGCCAUCAAGGGCACCGCCCUCACAGCCAUACUACUUGAUUUAGAAAGAUUAGUCUACAUAGCAACAGCCAGCAUGAGGUUGCUUAGGAAUUACAUAUGUGAAAUUUAUUCCAAAACAGGCAAGCAGUCAGUCCAGGAAACUAACCAGUUAGCAGAAUGUGUUGGCAAUACAGGCAUCUUAUUGCGCAUGAUUCUCAAGGAGCCUAGUAAGCUGAUGAAGCUACUGGCGAGGAAGAGUCAGUGCCUGAAGUUAUGGCAGCGAAUUCAAGAUCAAUGUCAUCGGACAUUUGUGCAAUGUUUUCAUGCGUUUUAUCCUACCUCUCAACUAAAAUGGACUUGUCUUUGUUGGCAGUUGAACACUAUGAAUCAAAUAAAUGCUAACAAUGGGUACUUAUUAGCAUCCGUGCUGGAAGCAUUGUGCGACACUUCCAUUAGGUUGACCUCAGUUUUGCCGAUCACGAAGGACCAUGAAGUGGAAUUGGUCCUCAUGAAACACUCUUCAAUGGACGACAACUUCCCAACGAUGGUGUCCACCGAUCCAAUGUCUUCAAAAUUCCCUGAACUUGUUGCCUACAUGGAGCAAACAACACAGGUUGAAACUGGCUCUUGCAAUAGUUUUCGUGAGAUGCUUGAUCGACUUUUAGACAUAUUAUCAAUAUCUGUGAGGGAGAUGAUGAUGCCGGGGGAAAGGCCAAGUCAUCCACCAUUAUUAGUGACUAACACAUGUUCUCUACUUGGCUGUCUUGUUAGUGAACUUGCAGCUAUUUCAACUGGCACUGAGAGUGAAAAUCAAGCUACAUCUCGACCUCUGUGUAAGACACCCUCAAGGUUCUCUCGUUGUAGCCAAGCUCGUGGAUGGAGCACUGGUAACGGAACACCCGAUGCCAUUUGUUUCAGCGUGGAUAAGCCAGGUAUCGUCAUUGCUGGAUUCUGUGUCUACGGCGGCCAUAGUAGAUACAAUUAUGAACUGGAGCUUCUUGACAAUAGUGAGGGAGGUGAUGGACAUGGUCAUCGUUGGAAUACUCUUGAACUCAUCAAGGGGAUGUACUGUCCUGAUGAUUGCACCAAUGAUAUCGCUGAAAUCAAGUUUGAAAAACCAGUACAGAUUAAGGAAGGUGUAAAGUAUGCUGUGAGACUACGUAACCAUGGCAGCCGCACUGUCAAUGGUGACAAUGGGAUGUCAUCGGUGAAGUGCUCAGAUGGAGUAACAUUCACUUUCACAUCAUGUGUCCUUAGCAGUAAUGGAACCAAUCAUACAAGAGGCCAGAUCCCACAGAUACUCUACUACAACACGGCAUUGGAAUGUGAAAAGUCUGGACCAGAAACUAAGAGUGCGGACAUGGAAUACCAAGCCAGGAAAAACGCCCUCUAUGUUACAAGUGCAAUAGUUCAUACAGCGUGUGACCUGCUUCAGGGAGCUCAGGAAACUCUAAAAGGGUCAGAGGUUGCCAGCACACUUGGUGAAUCUCAGCUGUUCACACACCUACUUCCUCUUGUCCUGGCUCAUACAACUCCUGUAGGUUCAUCGGAUCCUAGAAGUGCUGUUCAGGUUCUGGGUCUCGUUAAGGAGUUGUUGCCUUUAGUUACUGCUGUCAAUCUUCAGACAGACCCUCCCCUUAACUACUCAUCAGCCAAUGGGCAAUCAGGAGAUAUUAUGACCGACAGCAAUGCAGUGACAACGUCCAACCAUUAUGCAGUAGUUGAGAGUGAUCAUCCAUAUAAGCCUGCCACUGUGUCUCAUUACAAAGUGAAAUAUCCAGACACUGUGAAGUGGUUGAUCCUUGAGUUUGAUCAACAAUGUGGUACAGCACAACAAGAGGAUAGCGUACAGCUCUACAUCCCCGCUAGAGGGCAGCCUAAGCCUGCUGUGAAAGAAGGAGAUGAACUGCAACCAAAAAAUACACAUUGGCCUGUACUUAAUCGUUUCCAUGGUGAUUCAAAUUGGCCAACAAACUCCGUCGUUCUUCCAGGUAAUGAAGUAGUUUUCUCCCUGGAGACCGCCUCUGAUUACGUCAAAGAUGAGAAGGCUAGUCGGUAUGGCUUUAAGUGUGCUGUAGUGGGCUAUGAAUGGCCAACACAACCAAGACAGGGAUUACUUCACCUUGAGAAAGAAUUGUCUCACAUUGGGGGAAUGUGUGCAUCAUCAUUGAUGAAGAAAGAGUUAAGUUUACCACCGGAAGAGGAGGAAACGGAGGAAGAACCAGAACCAAUCACUGAAGCAGCCCAACAGAUAUUUAAUUUGCAUUCUGUGCUGCUGUCUAAAGGCUUUGCACUGGCAACUCCUCCAACUAUCCACCAAGCACUCAGUGGAAACUUACCAAUUAACACCGAAUAUAAUGAACGCUCAUUUCUACAAGACUACGUCCACUGCACACCUAACAGUAGUGGUGGAAGACUUGCUCGGUGGUUUCAACCAGAAUCGUAUGUAGAACCGAAGCAAUGCGAUAUAAUUUAUCAACGUGACGAGUUGAAAUGUCGUAAAGCAACUGUGAUUACGCUUAAAACACAUGAUCAAUACGGUAUCCUGGUGCACGUCCCACACCUCAAGGUGGAAGCAGAGGCUGUCCCACUCGGCAAACAGGAUCACCAUCUUGAUUCCCAGUCUAUGAAGCCUAACAGGAAGGGUGAAAAAGAUAUGACCUUCGGAGGUCAUCCCACGCCACAAGUCGAUACAUCCUUUGAACCGGUGAUUCGCAAGGACAGCAUGGCAUACAAUUCCAUCACUAUGAUGAAAGAAUAUGAAAACUACUCGUUUGAAGAAUUAAGAUUUGCCCACUUGCCAGCGAAAAGGCCUAGUGAGAGUAUGCUUGUACGAGCUAAUAAUGAUGGUAGCUUCAGCGCGCAUUGGACGCCAGGCCUAUCGGGACUCUAUGCAAUUCACUUCACCAUUGAUGGCUACCCAAUGGAGGAUGUUCCAAAGGUUGAAGUUGGGGAACCUCCCCAGGGUGUGGUAGCUCCCCCUCCUGUAAAGAAAACCCAAUCACAACCAAAUAAGACACGACAGUUUGUUGCAAAGUUCAGUAGUGGACUACGAAUACGCAGAAGUCCUUCUUUACAAAGUGAACAAAUUGGCAAGAUUGAUGUAAAUGGCAUUAUCACAUAUGUUGAUGAGAUUCAGAAUGAAGAUGGCGUUUGGGUUCGUUUGAACAAAGAUAGUAUUCAUCGAUUCUGCGGCACGAAUGGUUUCCGUGAAGGUUGGUGUAUGCAGUUUAAUCAACAUAUUGGAAAGACGUUCCUUAUACCUGUUGAUGAAUCAAAAACUCUGAAAAAGGAAGAAAAUAAGGAAAAUAUAGAAGAUCAGAAGAAAGGUCAAGAAAAGAAGGCAGACAAAAGCAAAGCUUUAGGAAGCAUUGCUGGCAACAUUGUUGCUGAGCGUGGUGUAUACCAUGUGAUCCAUUGCGGUGCCUCAGGCCAUAACAUACGCUGCGGACCAAGUCUGAAGGACAUACCUAUUGGAAUGAUGGUACAGGGCAACCAUCUGAACGUCGUCCAGGUAAAGCGACAUGACGGAUGCUUGUGGGUGAAGCUGGAUGAGGACAGUAUGUCUCGGUACUGUGACAGCAUUGAGGGUGAGGCGUGGGCACUUGCCAAAGGCAAAGGGAUUUUGUACCUUGUGCACGAGAAGGCUUUAAAUUCAGAGAUGAUGAAGAAGGAUGGUAGCGAGAUCCUUGGCACGCAGAAUUUAUUCAAGAUCAAUGGAGGAAGUCUGCCAUCCAGUAAGACAUCAGGGUUUGACUUUAAGAAUGCCCUCACACACCCUGCAUUCAAAUUUAACAUGCAAGAGGUUCAUGAGGUCCCUAAAGUUGAGCCGUUUGUGUUUGGUGGUGGCGGCCCAUUUAUGACCAAGUCUUGGAGUGAAGAAUUUGAAGGUAAAGUUUUUCUGGAAGAUAAGCUACAGAAAUCUGAGGAUGAAUGUGGAGAAACAGACAUAAAGAAGACAGACAAGCCAUCUUCACGAUUAGUCUCCUCUCAAAAGAUUGAGUCUCGUUUCUCAAAGAUGAGAGCAAGUUCCCCGGGAAGAUUGCAAAGGGAGACAGAAGCUUCAAAUCGCCAAUCUGGAACUAGUAGCCCUGUUAGAGUGGCAAGUAGAGAUUCAUCCCCUGCUAGUAGGUCAUCAUCACUCACCAGAACUCUUGAUGGACAUUUCAGUAUUGGUACUGGUUCCAACCCAUCCUCUCCAAAAAUGCAAGGAUCACCUAAGAUGGUGCGGAAAGCAAGAUCACAGUAUUCUAGAAGAGAACGGACAUCCUCCCCAUCUGGAAAAGAUCGCUCACCAGCAAGGUCAAGAGGAGCAAAAAGAACCGAGGUUAAAGACGUUGCAAGGCAAGCUAUAGCGCCCUCUGUUGCCGAAUGUGUAAGAGCUGUUUUUGCCGCAUUUCUUUGGCACGAGGGUAUUGUUCACGAUGCAAUGGCAUGCGCUUCUUACUUGAAAUUUAACCCUGGAUUGACGAAACAAGCCGCUCAACGAGAGCAAGACAAACAGGACAUUGAUAGGAACUCAAAAAUCAAAAAUAGGCACUCAAUGGAUUUAUCCAAAGCAAUUCAAGAUGGUUCUUUCUUAGCUACUAUGGGAACAAUUGAGCUCACAUCCAAUAAAAAUGAAAUGCCAUCACAAGCUAAGGAUGGCAAAAGUUCAGACAAACCAGUAUCAAUAUCUGAAAUAAGAUCCAAGUCAUCUGAUCACAUCUCAACUGCUGCACGUUCUUUAGAAGAGACACUCAAAUCUGCUGCCUGGCAGAAAGAUAGAAUUCCACUUGAAGUGAAAGCAUCUCUAAAUGAUGACAUAAGAGCAAGGUCUUCAAGUGCUGGCCCAGAAGACCUUCACAAGAGUGCAAGCUUAGAGUCUGGAAAGACCAAAGUUGAAAAGAAGGCUGGGGCUGAGACUGAGUCAGCUCUACCAUUGACACUGCAAUAUCUCCUGAGCUUCUGGGAAGAGUUGACAUCUGCAACAGUGAAUGUUGCUUCACAGAAACUGGUUUUACCAAGCCCAGCUCCAAUCACAAAAUCCAAGGGUAGAGUUGAGAGACGUGAAAGAGAGAAAGAAAAGGAUUCAAAAGGAAAGAAGAAAGAGAAGAAAUCCAUUAGAGGUGGCAGAGGGAACUUAUUUGGAGAAGCUGCCGGGAUUCCUGCUGGAGGAUCUGACCAAGAUGCAACAUGUGAUCUCUGUCACGGAUUCUUCCCACAUCCAGUAACCUACCACAUGAAGCAAAAUCAUCCUGGAUGUGGGAAGCAUGCCGGAGGCCAGGGCUAUAAUAGCAGUGGGCACUAUUGUGGAGGAUGGGCUGGUAAUUGCGGUGAUGGUGGAAUCGGUGGUAGCAGCUGGUAUCUGAUGUGCGACAAAUGCAAGGAAAAGUAUGUGAAAGAAAGACAAGAAAAAGCGAAAGAGAAAAUUAAAAAGCUAAAAGUAAAACCGCUUCCACUUAAAACACCUAAAGUAUUACCACCACUUGAAGCACAUAAUGUCAUGAAAGCAAACGCUAUGUUCUUACUGGAUCUUGCCAGUUCUGCUGGAACGUCUUCAUCUGGGGGCACCAAGUCUAUGCACCGAAUGACCCGGUUUGAGCUUCCCAGUGUCAGUGAAAUAGAUCAACCAUCGUUACAACAGCCACAUUUUCCUCUUGUGCCUUUCAAGUUCUUGGAUCUGAUGGGAGGACAGCAGAGAGAUCAAGAUAUGGCAGAUAAUUCUGGUAAGGCAUUCCACGUUGCAGGUGAAGAUGUCAAUCCCUUGCUAGAGGCGCUAUCAACUGAAGACAGACAACUAGGUAAUAUUGCAUUUGGCCCACCACAGCAUUCUAUCUCAACAAGUUCAUUGGCUGAUCAGGAUUCAGUGAAUCGUGUUAUGUAUGUCCGCUCAAUUUCCAUGACCACGUCAGGUGAACAGUACGACGGAAAGACGAAAGUGAGGCGACGGAUCAACAGUGGCAACUCUUCAGCUUCUGAAAGUGGAUCAUCUUUGCUGCGUCGUCCGUCAGUUCUGCUGGCCAAACUCAUGGACAACGGUCCACGGAACUGUAGAGCUCUGCAUCGUCCAGUUAUGAACUUUAUUGCCCACCGACACGACCUUGAAGGCCUCAGACUCGCUAUGCGGCAAGCAGUCCGGAAAGCAUCUUGCAGAGUGUAUGCUUUACAGGCAUUUAACUGGCUCCUGCGUAGUGUGACUCAGCUAACCUGCCUUCAUGACCUACUCUGGCACUUUGUAGUUGGAUUGGCACCUGCUCCAACGGAAAAGGAUGAAGAAGGCGAGGAAAAGGAGAAGAAUGUUCCCAAAGAACAAGACCAAGAGAAAGACAACAUUAUGUGCGAGCAUCCACUGUCAGACAUCAUCAUAGCUGGUGAUGCUGUCAAUCCUUUACCAACUGCAUUCCAUACACUCCUGCAAACUAUCUCUGACAUGAUGAUGCAGCUGCCAAUUGGUAGUGCUCUCCAGCAGAUGGCGAUGAGGUGCUGGUGCCUGCGCUUCCAACCGGCUGACCACAUAUUCCUCCAUCAUUCACAUGUGUUUAGUAAUAUCAAUAAAAUCCUGUCCAAGGCUGAAGGAGAAGUAGAUGAGGGAGGUCUAGCAAUUAAUGGAACAGCAGUUGAAAAAAAUGCACAGAAUUCUGCCAUGGUAGAGCUCCUUAAGGAUUUGACACAUCUGGUAGAGGUCCGUGUGUCCAGCAGAGUAUCAAUGUGUUCCAGUUUGACUGAUGGUGCCACAGAAACCUUCUGGGAGUCUGGAGAUGAAGACCGGAACAAGACCAAGUGGAUUAGUCUGGGAAUCCCCAAAGGUCUUGUAGGACGAAUGGCAAUGCUCCACAUCGAUAACUCCAGAGAUCUUGCUAACAAAAUAACACAGGUCAUGUUUCAGGGUGGUAGUAGUGCAGAGGACCUGAUGACAGUACAACAAACACCACUUGAUCUUCGCCAUUCAGGUUGGAUAUCAUGUGACCUCAUGAACCUUGACCUCACUUUUGUCAAGAUCACCCUUAAAGGACCUGAUAAUCAUGUCAGGGUUCGUCAGGUCAAAUUCUUAGGUUACCAAGAAGGAACUAGUAUCAACUUAGGUCAAGUGUCAGCUUUGGUUGCACAGCAGAAAAAUUGUGAGGCUGAAACCUUAAGAGUAUUUCGACUCCUGACCUCGCAGGUUUUUGGCAAGCUACUGGCAGAGGACAUGGUCAAGAACGGCAAGAACAAAGAAAGCUCAAGAACAAAACAAGACAGUGGAGAUCCAGACCUCAAAGAACACAUGGUAGGCAUCCUUUUCAGUAACAGCAAGCUUACCAACCUCCAGAAGCAAGUCUGCAGUCACAUUGUCCAAGCCAUCCACAAAGAGACAACAAAAACCAGAGAGGAAUGGGAGUUUAGCCUCACUAAGCAGACGGGUCAGUCCCCACCGGAGCAGCAGCCUGCCUCAUCUGCGGAUGCUUACUGCUUUGAAUUACUCUCCAUGGUCCUCGCCCUUAGUGGUUCUAGUGUCGGUAGGGCAUAUGUUGCCCAGAAGGCUAGUCUUGUGCAAGACCUUCUCUCCCUGCUGCAUACUGGUUCUCCAAGAGUACAAAGACAGGUAACAGCCAUCCUGCGUAAAGUUCUACCAGAAAUAACCCCCAGUCGCUUUGCUUCCAUCACUGGCUCCACUCUCCCGAUAAUGGACAUCAACUGCAUCACAUCAUCCGCAGAGAAGCCUAAAGCUUCAGAGGAGGAAGAGGAAACUCUGGGCGUGCUGGAGGUGUUCCUUGCAGUGAUCACAAAAGCUUUGACAGUGCAGACCAAGAUGAAAGGUGCUGGUAGUGGGAAGCUAGUCCAAUCUAUCACACUAGCCUCAACCAAUAUUAAUGGAACUGAGGAGACUGCUGGAAACAAGAGAUGGUGGAUCAGAGGUGUGAUGUCACAUGGUAUCGCUGAGAGCACCAUAACAUUGAUCAAGGAUAUCGCUAUGGGGAAACUAGGAGACCUAUGGGCUAGUGUGUGUAAGGCAGCUGUUGCAGAGGCGUUACUUGCCCUCACAAGAAUAGAAGAGUCCAAACGAGUUCCUGCUGAAUGCCUCAAGACGCACACGCUGUGGUUGUCAUUGGCUAGUCUGUGUGUUCUUGAGCAAGAGCACGUGGAGAGACUUUCCUCAAGUGAAUUAAGCAAGAAAGACGGACAGGCAGCCAAGCACAAGCCUCUCUGUGACAACCACGAUGACAGCGAGACGCCAGCGAUUGUAAGCUGCAACCAAUGUGGGAACCUUUGUGCCGAUUGUGAUAAGUUCCUGCAUCUUCACAGCCGAACCAGAUCACAUCAAAGACAGGUUUUUAAGGAAGAAGAGGAAGCUAUUAAGAUUGACCUCCAUGAGGGGUGUGGCAGAAGUAAGCUGUUCUGGGUUAUGAUCUUAGCUGACUCCAAGACCUUGAAGGCAAUGGUUGACUUCAAAGAAUCAGGGAGUACAGGUAACAGCCACGGUUCAGCAGGUCGUGGUUCAUGCAGAUUCUGCGGAGGUCAAGCAUCGGGCUUGGGGACAGCAGCUGCAAUCUGCGAUGACUGCCAGGGGUAUGCUGAAACAGCUUGUAUGAAAGUCCAUUCCUGUGAGCACAUCUGCGGGGGCAUAAAGGGCGAAGAGAAACAUCUAGCAUGCCUACAGGGGUGCAGCGGUGACCCCACCCUUAAGCAAGACUCAGAUGAUAUGUGUAUGGUAUGCUUUACAGAAGCCUUAUCCUGUGCACCUGCUCUCCAGCUCGAGUGUGGCCAUGUGUUCCACUAUCACUGCUGCUUGCGUGUCCUUGAGAAGAGGUGGGUAGGACCUCGCAUCACCUUUGGCUUCGUCUUGUGUCCAAUCUGUAAAGUGGAUAUGGAGAACAAAAUGUUGGAAGCUAUGCUUGAGCCAAUUAGAACUCUUCAACAAGAUGUUAAGCGAAAAGCUCUGAUGCGCUUGGAGUACGAAGGUUUGAAUAAAUGCGAGGCCAUCACAAUGCCAGGUGCUCGCUUCUAUCAAGACCCUGCUGGGUUUGCCAUCAACCGCUAUGCUUACUAUGUUUGCUUCAAGUGUAAGAAAGCUUAUUAUGGUGGUGAGGCGAGGUGUGAUCAGGGUGGCGUACAAGAGUAUGACCCUGCUGAGCUGGUUUGUGGCGGAUGCUCAGAUGUAUCAAGGGCUCAGAUGUGUCCAAAACAUGGCACAGAUUUCCUGGAGUACAAGUGUCGGUAUUGUUGUUCGGUGGCUGUCUUCUUUUGUUUUGGUACCACUCACUUCUGCAACGCUUGUCACGACGACUUCCAGAGGAUUACAACUAUUGCAAAGCAAGACUUACCGAGAUGUCCUGCAGGUCCAAAGAUUACGCAGUUGGAAGGAGACGAGUGCCCGUUACAUGUGGAGCAUCCAGCUACAGGGGAGGAGUUUGCCCUUGGGUGUGGAGUCUGUAGAAAUGCACACACAUUCUGAACACAAGUCUUGUAUGUUAGGCCAACAGAUGAUGUGCAAUAAAGCAAACAAUCCAAGUCCCGCUCAGGUCAAAGGGCUUCACAUUUACAAAGGUCAAACACAAUGAGCUCCACAGAGGUCAAAGGUAAUCUAAGAGCUUUAUCGCAAAAGCAAGUCCAAGAAAGCUUGUUGCAGCUCUAUACAGGUCAAAGGUCUUCAGGUUUGCAAAGGUCAAACACAAACAGCUCCACAAAGGUCAAAGGUAAUCUAAGGGGUUUGUUAUCGCAUGUAUCAAAGAUUUAACCUUUGAAGUACUUAUAACAUAGAAUAGUAAUGAAUACAUUUGUGAAAAAAUCAGUGAUGUCAUAAAGGCUGUUUCAUGUUGGCAUGGUAAUAUGAAGGUUACUAUGACAGGGUUAAUGAAUCAGAAUCAACAUCAACUUUAUUUGUUGUCUCGGAAUUACAGUGUAAGCACCGCUAAUAUUUACCUUUGGCGUGGUUAACAGUUGCCAUGGUAAUGUUAAUUGUUGGCAUGGUAAUUGUUACCAUAGCCUCAUUUUCCCACAUCUUUAUAAAAUUAUAAAAGGUUGACAUUUUUUUAGGAUUUAAUACAAAUUCUAUAUAAAUAUAAUUUUUAUCAUCAGUAAUCAUUUUAUUGUAUCAUUAAUUUGCCCUGUUUAGUCUGGGUUUCAUCUAUUUUUGUGAGAUUUUGUUAUUGUUAUUGAUGAUGAUUUUGAUGAUGAAAUACUUGUAAUGAUUAAGAUGGUGAUUAUGAUGAUGUGUACUGCCUUGUACAGUGCACAAGAACCUUGAAAACUAAGACACUGAAUGAAAAAGUUUUUUUUUUUUGCAAGAGAAAGAAUGUGUUAUAUAUAUAUUGAAUUAUAUGUCUUUUCAUGUUAAAGUCAAUUCGACACUUGAAUAGAGGGCGCUAGACUUGUUUUAAAUUAAAGAACUUGACAUAAUAUUGAUUGUUGCUCACAAAGAUAGAGGGCGCUUGACUUAAUAUUUGUUCAGUAUUGGAAGUUUAUUUUGCAUUAUGUUUAAUAGUGUGAUGGUGACCUAAUGAUUUAUGUUGAUGAAAUUGAUUUAAAUGUGAUGAGAAUGGUGAUAUUGGUGUAGAGGUUGUAGUGAUAGAACUGUGUCAAAUUAAUUACUGCAAAUAUGCUUAUAUUGUGGUUUCUUGAAUACGCUUAAAUGUGUUCUGUACAGGAGGUUUGUGUUUUUGAAAAUUAUUAAUUAAUUAAUUAAUUGAUCAACUUGUCUCAUGUAAAAAGGAAACCAAACUCAAGUGCAAUGUUUACUUGCUUAAACUCUGUCCACACUAUCAAAUUUGCCCAUAUAUAGUCAUGAUGUGCCUAUAUAUGGUCAUGAUGUGAUGUCAUCAUGACCAUAUUUAGGCAUGUCAUGUUUUUUGUUGAAUAAAAUAUGAUAGUCUGGAAAGUUCUUUACCAUGUUAUGUACAAAAAAAAACUGCUUUACCAUGUUAUGUACAAAAAAAAACCUAUUGUAUUCGAGUAUGUAAUUAAAUGUAGCUUGCUUAUCAAUACUUGGAUAUGUUAAGUUUAAAUGGAAUAAAUUUACGGAAAAUAUUUAUUUUGGUUAAUGUUUGUUUGACACUAUUUUUUACUUGGAAAGAAAAUUGUUUGAGAAGGAUUUAAUUCUUCUGCUUGUGGUGUAAAUCGCUGAAGCUAAUAUUAAAAUACUUUAUGAGCCUGUUAAUGUUUAAAUUUGUAAUGUUUAUGUACAUUAAUGUAGAUAACAUAGGACAUAUGCUGACAGUGAUGUUGUACAUUAGCAACCAUAUUAAGCAUUAUUAUUGAGUUUUUUUGUUUUUCCAAAUGAAAAUUUUUAAAAAUUAGCUGCAUUUUUUGUUGUGUUGAUAAUUUAAUGGUGAUGUUUGUGUCAGUGUUUCUCCGUUUUAAUCCAUUUACCAUAAUUUGUAAGAUUAUGAUCUAACUUUGCAAUGCUAUGCAGUUUGAUAUACUUAAGCUACAGUAAGUAUGUUUCCUUAUUCAGUUAUGUUGGCUAACUUGUCCAGUUAUGGAUGGUUUUUAAUUAAUUUAUGUUAUUGUGUUUAAUAUUGUUACUUAUUCAGUUGGUUAAUUUAUUCAGCUAUAGAUGUUUUUAGUUGAUUUAUGUUUAUUAUUGUGUUUAUUUUUGUUACUUAUUCACUUAAGUUUACUGAGUCAUGCUUACUUAUGUUAAGUAUUGAAUUAAAUAUGGAACUUUUUAGUAUGGUUAAUAAUUUCAAUUUAAGUACUAUUUAGGCCAAUAGUUUGCCUAUUUUAUUUUAUUUGUUUAUCAUUGAUUUAAAACAAGAAAAUAUAUAAAACAUAUGCAUAUGAGUAAUAUGUUAAAUGUUGAAUGUUCUGAUGAUGUAUGUUCAUUAAUGUAAUAAUAUUACUGGGAUGAUGAGCUGGUUUUGGGCAUUAAUGUUGCAAAAAAAAAUCAAUUUUGAUUAUAGAAUAGAAGUUUACCACCACUAUUCUGUUUAAUCAGAACCAUUAAUCCUGAAUCAAUGUUAUGUAUACAAAUACUUAAUACUCAUUAGGCCAAAUAAAAAAAAAUAUUUUGUAGGCCACACCCUACCGACCCAAAUAUUAUGAAGCUCGGGGGUCGGCAUUUUAGUUUUGUUUUUUUUUUACUACAAGGAUCAAUAUUUUUUUCAUGAGCUAAUAGGGCUGUCUGAAAUAGCCUUGAACUAGGCUAGGAGGCCAAUGCCUAUCCUAUUUUGGUGCAUGGUACGCGAUGUGAAUCCAAAAUUGUAUUAUUUUGUGUAUUUUAUACCUUUUAAGCGUAAACACAUUUUUGGUUUUAAAAAAAGCUUUUCCUACUGACCUAUACAUUUUUUUUUAUUUUCCCAAAACGUGGCCAGCACAAACAAUUUUUUUUUGGCCUUACUGGAGUAUAUAUACAUGUUCACUUGGAAACAUUUUUAGUGUACUUUUGGAGUUAUUUGCUUAAAUAUAUUGAAAACCAAUGUUGUAUGACCAUUGGCUGACGAAUCCAUCUCUGCUCUCCGUAAAUAAGUGCUUGACAGUGUGAAGCUGUCUGUUGAAUGAUGUUGCCAGACUGAGUGGGUCAUCAUGCAAAACGAUCGGUGGGGUGUGCAUCGUCGGGUUGUGUUCUGCGUGGAAUAACAUCGGCCAACAAUCAGUGUGUGCCCGACUUUACAGUGUAUUGUAUACAAGUCUGUAUAUUGGGUAUAUCCAAACCCAGUGCUUCUCCCAUUCCAUGCUGGGGCUAUACAUAUAUACUGAAUCUGGAAUGAUUUUUUGAAAUAUUUAAAAAUGGAUACAUUAAAACCAUUAUCUAGUCUUGUCUGACUAAGCUAUUUGGGUAUUCUGUGUAAUACAGUUCUCUUUAUACGUAGGUCACAGGGGUGGAUCCAGAAUUUUUCGAACAGGGGGUCACAACAGUUCAGAAUAGGUAAGUGAGUAGCACAUAACAUUGAUUUGCAUUGAAAUUUUUUUUAAUUUUGAGGGGGUUGGGGCACAUGUUCCGUGCCCCCUACUGGAUCCGUCCCUAAGUAAUAAUCAGAUUUGUAGAAACUGUUAAUGAAAUGAGUAUGUUGAGAGCCCUUUAUAUCUCAGUCUAUGUUAGUGCACAACAAAAACUAAAUGCUUAAAAUUA